Messenger RNA from Parnassius apollo (apollo), 1092 nucleotides. The record is from the annotation of a GenBank genome assembly. NCBI's taxonomy places the organism in Eukaryota, Metazoa, Arthropoda, Insecta, Lepidoptera, Papilionidae.
UUGCUGGCGAAACUAAUUGAAAACAUAAAGCUGAGGGAAACAAAAAAUAUUAAAAGCGGCUUCAGAGCCACAGGUAUUUGGCCUCUCAAUCCAAUCAAUGUUACUAAGAGAAUACCAGAACUAUAUGACGAAGUGAAAUAUGGAAUAGACAAUGCUUUACUAGAGUAUUUGAAAGAAACAAGAUCCCCAAAUCCAAUGACAGUGAAAAGAACCAAAAAAUUGAAAACAGAACCAGGAAAGUCAGUCUGCGUGGAAGAUAUUUCUAUAAAAGCCAAUAAUACAAAGAAAACAAAUGCGACAAAUAAGAAUAAAAAACAUAUUAAUACGGAAGAAGACAUUGUGAUACCGAUGUUGAAUGAAAACACAGAAGAAAAAAUAGAGACAGACGAAGAAAUAGAGACGUAUAUAUUGCAUGAAGAAACAGGGCAAAUAGUAAAAAAGAAUUCCAAAAAAUCACGUGUAAGUCUUGUAAGUUCCGCAGUUACACAAAUUACACAAAAUGAUUCUCCAUCGACAUCAACUGAAAAUGACAGUAGAAAUGAAUUGGUAGUGCCAUUGUCGUUAUUAUAUAAUCCAAAUAGUCUAAAAGCAAUUUGUAUUGAUAUUGUUACGAGCUUGAGUUCUCCUAAAAAAUUUGUUACCUCCGAUGAAAAAGUGACUUCAACUGCCAAGAUAACCUCAACUAGGAAGAAAGAAAAUAUCAAGAAAAAAUUUUUGGGUGCUGAAACAAUUCGAGACUCUGCACUACAAAAAAAAUCAAAUGCCAAACAAGACAAUAUUCUAAAAGAAAUAGAAAUAAAUAACGUUCAACCAAAAACAUCAAACAAAAUACAAAACAGAAAACGUAAAUCUAAGAAAAAGAAGAGAAAGUUAGAUAGAUAUGUAGUAGAAUCAAGCUCUGAAAACUCAGACAUUAUGAGCGUAGUAGAUACGGAAAAUUCUGAAAGCGAAUCCAUGAAAGAUUUUAUUAAAAAAUAUUUACUAGAGGAAGAUUACAAAGAAGAAUUCAAAGAAGAUUACACAGAAGAUGUUUCGUUUUUUACAGGCAAUCCGAGUAACAUAAAAAAAGAUGACUGGAUAUUGAUUUCUUAA